AAGUCUCUCUCCAGAGCUGGGCCGGCAGAGAGCGCAGGCUGUGUAGCGCUGGGAGUCUGCGCUCGUCUCUGAACCAGUAGCUACUGAGGAAGCCCUGCCAGUUACAGGACAAAGAGCAGAAGCUGAGCAUGGAUGCCGUGGCCAUCGAAGUGGAAGAAGAAGCUGUGACCACUGAAGAUGCUUCUCUACUCCAAAAACAAAGCACAGAAGAAAUGGAACCUACCGUUGAGCUGCUGCCUGUUGAGUUCCAGGAGUUGAUGACAGUCAAAGAUGAAGAAAUGGACUUCACCCAAGAGGAGGUCGAAGAGCUGAAUUCUGCCCACAAGUACAUAGGCAUGGAUAUGAAGGUGGAGCACUGUGGGAGCCUCGCAUUUUGGGAUUCUGAAUCUAUGCCUGCAACUGAAGAAUUCCUUUUAAAGCAGGAAGAUUAUGAACGAUCACCUGAAAGAGAGCUGAUACUAGAAAGACUUCAAAAGGGUGAUGCUUGGAGCUCUAGGUUGAUAGGAACCUGGGAAUGUGAAGGCACAUUGGGAAGGCAGCCAGGAAACCAGAAGAGAGACUUAAGGCGUGUCACAGUCAAACACAGGAAAAGGCCUGCGGGUUGUCAUGAAACUGGGGAAAGUUCGAACCCCAUCAGACGUCGGAAAAUGCACCCCGGGAAAAAGCCGUGGGAGUGCACCGCGUGUGGCAAGUGCUUCAGUUACUACUCCGCCUUUGUCCCCCAUCAGAGAACCCACACUGGCGAGAAGCCGUAUGCAUGUAGCCAGUGCGGCAAGGCCUUCAGUCGGAGUUCUUCACUCCUUCAGCAUCAGAGAAUCCACACUGGAGAGAAGCCCUACGAGUGUGAUGUGUGCGGGAAAGCUUUCUGUCACCGUUCGGCCCUGCUGCAGCAUCACACCGCUCACACGGGAGAGAAGCCCUAUGCGUGCGAGGAGUGUGGGAAGGCCUUCAGCCAAAGCACGUAUCUCAUUCAGCAUCAGCGCAUACACACUGGGGAGAAGCCCUACAGAUGCAAGGAUUGUGAGAAAGCUUUCAACGAUACCUCAUCCCUCAUUAAACACCAGAGGGUGCAUACUGGAGAAAAACCCUACGGCUGCAAAGAGUGUGGGAAAGCCUUUAGUGAUCGGUCAGGCCUGACUCAGCAUCGGAGAACCCACACGGGGGAAAAGCCGUAUGAGUGCAGUGAGUGUGGGAAAGCCUUCAGCUACUGUUCAGCUCUUCUUCAGCAUCAAGGUACUCACAGUGCGGAGAAGCCUUACAAAUGUAAUGAAUGUGAGAAAGCCUUCAGCGACCGCUCAGCUCUUGUAAGACAUCAGAGAAUUCACACUGGCGAGAGACCUUACAAAUGCAGAGAGUGUGAGAAGGCCUUCAGCCAGAGCUCAUCCCUUACAAAGCAUCUAAGAACUCACACUGGCGAGAAACCGUAUAAAUGCCAUGAUUGUGACAGAGCCUUCAGCCAGAGCUCAUCUCUUAUUCAACACCAGAAAAUUCAUACACGACAAAAAGCCUACAGAAGUAAGAAGAAGGGUGAGAAAACCUGUAUGUUCAGCCUUUCAUCAACAUAAAGAAAAUCAUGAUGAAUAGAAUGAAGUACAUUUACAAAACAAUUAUUCUCCCCUGAUUGUAUAGAUCUGUUCUAAAUGUUGUAGACCAUAUUCCAAAACUAUUAAGAAACUGUGCCACUCACAAAAUAGCCUUCUUCCUUGAAAUGUUACUGUGUAUGGAAGAGGGCAGCAAGAGGUAAAUGUCACUAUCUGUGGGCUUUUUUUAAAGAUUUAUUUAUUUUAUUUGAAAGGCAGAGUACAGAGAAGCAGAGGCAGAGAAAGAGAGAGGUCUUCCAUCUGCUGGUUCACUUCCCAAAUGGCCACAAGGACCGGAGCUGUGUUGAUCCCAAGCCAGGAGCCAGGAGCUUCCUCCUGAUCUCCCAUGCGACUACAGGGGCCCAAGGACUUGGGCCAUCUUCUGCUGCUUUCCCAGGCACAUUAUCAGGGAGCUGGAUGGGAAGUGGAGCAGCUGGGACUCAAACCAGCACCCAUUUGGGAUGCCAGCACUGCAGGCGGUAGCUUUACCCACUACACCACAACACCGGCCCCUAUC
Messenger RNA from Lepus europaeus (European hare), 2097 nucleotides. Its product is annotated as zinc finger protein OZF-like. Lineage: Eukaryota; Metazoa; Chordata; Mammalia; Lagomorpha; Leporidae. Bases 129 to 1565 code for a protein of 478 amino acids. Gene Ontology annotation, molecular function: DNA-binding transcription activator activity, RNA polymerase II-specific; RNA polymerase II cis-regulatory region sequence-specific DNA binding. The record is from RefSeq and is a predicted model, not a curated record. The transcript has 4 exons. Gene Ontology annotation, biological process: regulation of transcription by RNA polymerase II. Gene Ontology annotation, cellular component: nucleus.